CCACCCAAACAAACCUUGCUGGACCUAACCUCAUUGGCUGCAGCAAGGUGGAGAAUGUCCCAAUAAGCAGAUCAUUGAACUGCUUUCCAAAUUGCUGUCCCUUCUUUAGGCAUGUUUUCAUUCUGUAAUACUAUUUCAAUUCUGUGUGCAGCUUUUGAUUAUUAUUUCUAUAAAUAUCAUUUUAAAAAGUAGUAAAAUGUCUAGUGAAACUUCCUCUCGCUGGACUGAUCUGCGAAAGUUGUUGGAACGUCCAGGCCCAUUCACUCCUCAAAGUUUUGAAGCCUCCCCUGAAGCUUUGGACUUUUUACUUCACAAUUUGAAAAUUCUUGUUGUGGGUGCAGGAGGACUGGGUUGUGAUCUCCUUAAAAAUCUAGCAUUUUUGGGCUUUGGAGACAUCCACGUCAUUGACAUGGACACUAUCGACUUGUCAAAUCUAAACCGACAGUUCUUGUUCCGCAAGAAAGAUAUUGGUCGACCCAAGGCAGAGGUGGCUGCUGAAUUCAUCAACAGCAGGGUUGACAGCUGUAAAAUUACUCCACACUAUUGUAAAAUCCAAGACUUUGAUGAGUCCUGGUACCAGCAGUUCCACAUUAUUGUGUGUGGCCUGGACUCGGUGGUGGCGCGGCGCUGGAUUAACAGCGUGCUGGUGUCUCUCCUGCAGUACACAGAUGGCGAGCUUGACCAGAGCAGCAUUAUCCCUCUCAUUGAUGGAGGCACAGAAGGCUUCAAAGGCAGCGCCCGCGUCGUGCUGCCUGGCAUGACGGCUUGCAUCGAGUGCACGCUUGAUCUCUUCCCGCCUCAAAUAACGUUCCCUAUGUGCACAAUAGCGCACACGCCGCGCCUGCCAGAGCACUGCAUAGAGUAUGUGAAGGUGCUGCUGUGGCCUAAGGACAACCCCUUCGGGGGGGACGAGUGCGCUAUAGAUGGCGAUGACCCCCAGCACAUCUCAUGGAUAUACGAGCAGUCUUUGAAGCGCGCUGCUGAGUUCAAUAUCACUGGGGUGACGUACCGCCUGACGCAGGGCGUCAUCAAGCACAUUAUCCCGGCGGUGGCGUCCACGAACGCCGUGAUCGCCGCGGCGUGCGCCACAGAGUGCCUCAAGGUCGCCACGCAGGUCGCGCACCACAUGAACAACUACUGCGUCUUCAACGACGCUGACGGCAUCUACACCUAUACUUACGAACACGAGAAAAAGAGCACUUGCUUGGUAUGCAGCCAGGUGCCACAAGAGCUGUCCAUGGCUCCUACAGACUCCUUACAAAAUCUGAUUGACAAAUUGAAAGAUUCUCCGCAGUAUCAAAUGAGCAACCCUGGCAUUCAAGCGAUGAUAGAAGGCAAGACUAAGUCCCUGUAUCUGCACUCGCCUGCAUCUAUAGAACAAAAACUUAGACCACAUCUUAAAAUGUCUUUAGCUGACUUGGGCCUGAGUGACGGAGUGCAGCUCGUGGUCGCCGACGUCACGUCGCCAAAUUCGAUCAUUUUUAAGCUGCGACUCAGUCUCCCUAUGGACGUGUCAUCACCGCCAUCUUAAUAUAUAUUCAAUGUAUUAUUAUUCAUCUACUUAGAAUGUCCGCGUGUUUCCCAUGACUAAUUAAUCUUCUCUUCAAUAUUGUUCAACUCAUUAGCUUCCAGUUCUGCAACUUCCGGAGUUGAUACAAACCGAGAGAAACCAUUGAUCUCAAAGCUUAUUGCAGUUAAAAGUAAUAAAUUCGUCGCGAUCAGAACUUCUUACUUGCCGCAAACUCCAAGUUUCCAAGGUUCAGAAUUUCAGACUUAGAAGCCCAGGUUCGGCUUUUUGACGAUUAGUAGAAAUUCUUGUAAUUGAUUAAUUUUGGCCAAAAAAAUGAGUUUCGCAGUCAAUAAGUGUUUGUCGAUAUUGUAUUCAAUAAUUUUGAAUUGAGAAUAAACUGUGAUAAUUUAGUCUU
Messenger RNA from Hyalella azteca, 1925 nucleotides. RefSeq names its product NEDD8-activating enzyme E1 catalytic subunit (gene Uba3). The record is from RefSeq and is a predicted model, not a curated record. Gene Ontology annotation, molecular function: NEDD8 activating enzyme activity. Gene Ontology annotation, biological process: protein neddylation. NCBI's taxonomy places the organism in Eukaryota, Metazoa, Arthropoda, Malacostraca, Amphipoda, Hyalellidae. Gene Ontology annotation, cellular component: cytoplasm; nucleus. The coding region runs from base 197 to 1531 and encodes 444 amino acids. The transcript is spliced from 9 exons.